AUGAAGCUCUACCCCUCACUGAGCUCCGACCUCGCCGACUGGGCCGCCCGCCAGCCCGUCUUCUUCACGGCCUCGGCCCCGACCCACCUCCCGCACGUCAACGUCUCGCCAAAGGGCCUCUCCGCCCACUUCGCCGUUCUCGGCCCCAACCUCGUCGGCUACAUCGACCGCACCGGCUCCGGCUGCGAGACCAUCGCUCACAGCUACGAGAACGGCCGCCUCACCCUCAUGUUCAUGUCCUUCGGCCCCUCCCCGCGCAUCCUCCGCAUCUUCUGCCGGAGCCGCAUCGUGGAGUGGGACAGCCCGGACUUUGACUCGUGGAUGAAGCGCAUCGUCCCGCAGGGCAGCAGCCGGGACUCAUACGACGGCGCUAGGGCUGUCGUCCUCGGCGACGUGUGGGAGGUCCAGACGAGCUGCGGCUUCGGCGUUCCCAUGGUCAGGAAGGAGCUCUACGCCCCGGCGGCGACCUCCGAGGACGCGUCUCUCGAAAAGGGGCAGCAAUCAACAGCACAUCACGAGGUCAAAGACGAACUCUCCGUCUUUGAGGAGCGUCCCACCCUCGACAACUACUGGAAGAAGCGCGCCGACAACAACACCGUCCACAAGUACCAGCUCGAGACCAACGCCACCUCCAUCGACGGCCUGCCCGGGCUCAAGACGGCGCGGCGCGACGCGGGCGAGGUCCUCUGGCUCACCGACGCCCGGUCCCGCGCCGCCCGCGCCCUCCGCGAGACGCAUGGCAUCCUGCUGGGAAUUUUCCUUGCUCUUUUGUUUUACGGUGUUUUGGCUUUGGUAAAAUGA
Molecule: messenger RNA, 801 nt
Organism: Colletotrichum aenigma
Lineage: Eukaryota; Fungi; Ascomycota; Sordariomycetes; Glomerellales; Glomerellaceae
Gene: ustO
Product: Pyridoxamine 5'-phosphate oxidase family protein ustO
Exons: 1
Coding region: 1-801 (266 amino acids)
Source: RefSeq, a predicted model, not a curated record